Molecule: messenger RNA, 1549 nt
Organism: Olea europaea var. sylvestris
Lineage: Eukaryota; Viridiplantae; Streptophyta; Magnoliopsida; Lamiales; Oleaceae
Product: serine carboxypeptidase 1-like
Exons: 13
Coding region: 1-1491 (496 amino acids)
Biological process (GO): proteolysis; secondary metabolic process
Molecular function (GO): serine-type carboxypeptidase activity; acyltransferase activity, transferring groups other than amino-acyl groups
Source: RefSeq, a predicted model, not a curated record
AUGGACAGAUUUGUCUUUCUUGCAAUUAUAGCAUUAUGCAUACCACUGUGUUGCUUAGUUGAAUCAGCUCCAAAAGGUUCAUUAGUGAGUAGUCUUCCAGGAUUCAAUGGCAGUUUCCCUUCGAAACACUAUGCAGGGUAUGUGAAACUUGACGAUAGAGAUGAUCGUCCUCCCAAAAAUAUCUAUUACUACUCUGUAGCAUCGGAAAGAAAUCCAACGACCGAUCCAGUUGUUCUUUGGCUCAACGGUGGACCUGGUUGCUCUAGUUUUGAUGGCUUUGUCUAUGAGCAUGGGCCAUUCAAUUUUGGUACAGUAAAGGGAGGAGGGGGAUUGCCAACUUUGCAUCUCAACCCUUAUAGUUGGUCUAAGGUAUCAAACAUUAUCUAUUUGGAUUCUCCAACAGGUGUUGGAUUCUCGUACUCUACGAACACAUCCAUAUACAAAACUGGAGACUUACAGACUGCAUCUGAUGCUCAUAGUUUUCUCCUUAAGUGGUUCGAGCAAUAUCCAGAGUUCGUCACCAACGAGUUUUAUAUAUCGGGGGAAUCAUAUGCUGGGAUUUAUAUCCCUACUCUCGCUUCUAAUAUUGACAAAGGCAUCAAAAGUGGGGUCAAACCUAUUAUUAAUUUCAAGGGUUACAUGAUUGGAAAUGGGUUGUGUGAUAAUACUUUUGAUGGGAAUGCUCUAAUUCCAUUCUCACAUGGGAUGGGACUAAUCUCAGACCAUUUGUUUAAGGAAGCUGAAGUCGGAUGCAGUGGAAACUACGAUAAUAACAACAAAGAUUGUGAGUCUGCAAAAAACAAAAUCGAUGAGGUUUUAGAUGAUUUAAACGUUUAUGACAUUCUUGAACCAUGCUACCAUAGCCCGUCAGGAGCAAAUGAAAAUACAAGUACAAGUAGCAAGUUGCCAGAAAGCUUCAAGCAGUUAGGAAUGUCAGCUGGUAAACCACUUCCAGUUAGGAAGAGGAUGUUUGGCCGAGCCUGGCCAUUCCGAGCGCCAAUCAAGGCUGGAAUUAUUCCGUCAUGGCCGGAAUUAAUGGAUAACAACCACCCCGUUCCAUGUACUGAUGAUAGUGUAGCAAGAGUAUGGCUGAAUAACAAGGAAGUUAGAAAGGCUGUACACGCUGAUCCUGAGAGUGGAGACUGGAACUUAUGCACGUCCAGAAUUAACUAUAACCAUGACGCUGGAAGCAUGAUUAGCUACCACAAAAAAUUGACCGCUCGUGGAUACAGAAUACUUAUAUAUAGUGGAGAUCAUGAUAUGUGCGUUCCAUUCACUGGAACUCAAGCAUGGACAGAGUCAUUAGGAUACGAAGUAGUGGAUGAAUGGAGGCCCUGGGAAAUUAAUAAACAAGUUGCUGGGUUUAUUCAGGGAUAUGCUAAUAACUUCACGUUCCUUACCAUCAAGGGAGCUGGACAUACUGUACCUGAGUACAAGCCACAAGAGUCGCUAUAUUUUUAUAGCCGUUGGCUACAAGGCAAAACAAUAUGAUGAAGUUAUUUUGAAAUUAAAAAGAUUUAAGAUUUUCAAUACUUGAUUUCUAAUUUUG